AUGGAUGGAAAAAAAGAUGCAACGGCGGAUAAUGCAGAAGCAGUCGAGGAAGAUGGGCAGAUUGAAGGGAGUGACAAAAAACCAAGUUUCUCUUCUAUACUUCAAAGGGGCACUGUCCCAGCAAUAUCGUUAGAUCAGGGUGACCUCUCAGUUUUGGCUGAUGUUGGCGUAACUGCUUAUAAUGCUUCAUCGCUAGAAAGUAAUUUCAUGCAACAGGUAACGGACUGUUUCAAACAGGGCUCCAGUGUCCUUCCUGAUUGCUCUCGGUCAUUUGAAGAGAUUGCUAACGACAGUAGUAAAAUAAAAGACUCGGGCAAAUACAUUUAUGAUACUGAUGCAAGUUUCCGGAAAGAUAUUAUUGAUUGCAUCUUUGAACCAUCGACUUCUUGCAUUGCUGAAAAGGAGAAGGAAGCUGGUUUCUCUGACUCCGAUUCCAAAGAUUCCUCUGAAUAUUUCGGUGAGGAGUUGAGCGAUGAAGAUACAGAUGGAGGUUCAGACAGGGGUUUUGGUACAGGCAGUAAAGGUAGAAAGGUUCGAAUUACGAAAAAGAAAGAAGCGUCAAAAAAGAGUACGAAGAGAAUGCGCGAUGAUUCCUAUGACGAAGAGUUUGAUGAGAGAAUAAGGUCAGUCAAAGCUGAAGAAGAACUGUUGAAGUUGGAGGGUUCUUAUGAUGGCAGUUUUCAUGAGCUUGAUUCAGGGUUGAGGAUCCCGAACGUUUGUUGGAAAAAGUUGUAUAAGUAUCAAAAGACUGGUAUAAAAUGGUUAAAUGUAUUACAUGAGCAGUCAGUUGGAGGUAUAUUGGCUGAUGAAAUGGGUUUGGGUAAAACGAUCCAAAUAGUCUGCUUUUUACGAGCACUUUGUUGUACGCAGGCUGUUUCAUCUGGUUUCAGUUUCCGGGGGUUAGGCCCAGUUCUUAUCAUCUGUCCCACUACACUGAUGCAUCAGUGGUUGAAAGAAUUUCGUAAAUGGUUUCCUUUGUGCCGAGUAGCGAUAUUUCAUUCAAGUGGAACGUUUCGCGGAAAAAAUUCAACGCUCAUUAGGAAAUUUUCUGUGCCACGAAAGGAUGGUUCGGUCUUAAUUACAUCAUACUCGACUUUUACCAAAAAGUACAAAUCUUUAGUUGCGGCGGAGUGGCAUUAUGUUAUUUUGGAUGAAGGCCACAAAAUCAGGAAUCCUAAUGCUCAGAUGACUGUAGCUGUGAAAGACGUUCGUACUCCUCAUCGGCUACUUCUUUCUGGUUCACCUCUUCAGAACAACCUUAAGGAACUUUGGUCUCUUAUCGAUUUUAUAUAUCCUGGUCGGCUUGGUUCUUUACAGUCGUUUACAGAGAAGUUUGCGAUACCAAUUACUCAAGGCGGUUAUGCCAAUGCCAACUCAGUUCAAGUUCGGACAGCUUAUAAGUGUGCUUGUGUUCUCAGAGAUGCAAUAUGUCCCUAUCUUCUGAGAAGGAUGAAGAAAGACGUAGAGAUGGUUAUUCAGCUACCUUCAAAAACAGAACAGGUGCUGUUUUGUGAAAUAACGUCUUUUCAAAGGAAGUUGUACAAAGAGUAUUUAUCAUCUCGCGAGUGCGGUAGGAUUCUUGCUGGGAAAAUGGAUGCUUUUGUUGGUUUAAUUGCUUUAAGAAAGCUUUGUAAUCAUCCAGAUCUGAUAACGGGAGGUCCAAAUAAACAUGGUGAUUAUAAUAUAUCGCUUGAUGAAGACAUGGACUUUGGCGCGCCGUGUAGGAGUGGGAAAAUGAUGGUAUUGAAAGCUUUACUCAAGUUGUGGCGUGAACAGGACCAGAGAGUUCUUAUUUUUUCUCAAAGUCGUCAAAUGUUAACUGUAUUAGAAAAGUUUAUCAUAAAGGAAGGUUAUUCCUAUUUGCGAAUGGACGGGGCAACAUCAAUUGCAAGCAGGCAACCGUUGGUAGAAAAGUUCAAUACUUCGAAGGAGAUCUUUUUGUUUCUUCUCACAACUCGUGUCGGUGGUUUGGGUAUAAAUUUAACAGGCGCGAACAGGGUUGUAAUUUUUGACCCAGAUUGGAACCCUUCAACUGAUAUACAGGCAAGAGAGCGAGCUUGGCGGAUUGGACAAGAGCAUCCAGUUACUAUCUACCGGUUACUUACGAGUGGUACUAUUGAGGAGAAGAUUUAUCAAAGACAGAUCUUCAAACAAUUUUUGGCUAAUCGAAUACUGGCGGACCCGAAACAGCGAAGGUUUUUUAAGACGAAUGAUUUACAUGAACUUUUUACUUUAGGUGACGAGAAGGCGAUAAAAAGUAGUGGGACUGAGACGGCUUCUAUAUUCUGCGGCACAGCUGAAGAAAUAAGCCGGGAGAACUAUUUUGAUAAGAUUAGGAAGCGACGUAAGGAAUCUGAGAAAAAGAACAAGUUGAAGAGAAGAAGGACAGGGUUUGAUGAUGAUUUAGAUGACGAUGAUGAGGCCAGAGAAAUUCUUGAUGAAGUCUUACCUCCAGAACGUAUUCAAGAAUUGAGAGAAAUUGCUCGCAGAAUUAGCAGGUCUUUAGGAAAGUGUUUGCCUUGUGAACGCACUGCGGAGGACGGGAAAAAAGCAAAUACAUCUGAUAAUAUUAGCGAAACAGGAAAUUCAGUAUUGAAUAAGUUUUCUGCUAAUAAUAAGAAAAAUAGAAAAAAUUUGUUUGAUAAGAAGUACGAAGUCCCUUAUUUAACCAAACAAACAAAGUACAAAGAAGCGAAGGAAGAAGAUAGGUCUAAAGAACAGGUGUUGAAUUUAUUAGGAAUUAAUGGGAAGAACAUGGCUUUUUUAUCUACACAGUUUGACGACUACGUCUUGGGUAUGCUUUUGAAGAGCUCACGAGUACAUUCUGCCCUUCGUCAUGAUCAGAUUAUUUCUGAAAGCACUCCAGACGAACAGUUAAUUGAAGAUGAAGCGAACGCUGUAGCAAAAAGAGCUGCUGAUUCCGUACGUCGUUCUCGGAGGAAACUAGGUGAAGACGAAACAGAGCAGAGAAGAUUGCGCUUUGGCUUGAAAGCUGCAGCUGGUUUUUCGUCAUCGAGUAGCAGGAGCCAACGUGACGAAGAACGUUCAGAUGAACUUGUUUUUAGUGGUAGCGCUUUACUGAAGCCUGCAGGCGGCGAGGACAAUUUGUUAGAGAGUAUUAAGAAAAGGAAAGAACGUCUUUUGGAAAAUGAAGAUGGUGAUGGACUACAACAGGAGAGGCAAUAUCCUUCUCUGCUCUCAACAAAUGUUGAUAAGACUGAAUCUGGGAAUCGAUUUGACGAAAUUGCAGAAGAGAUACGAACUUUUUUAGCUUUACGAGAAGGGAAAGCUACAACUUUUGAAAUUUUAGAAAAGUUUAAGAAUAAAGUGGCAGUACAAGACUCAACGGCUUUUCGUGCGAUUCUCAGAAAGCUUUGUGUUUUUUAUGCAGAAACUCGUACGUGGUGUUUGAAAGAUGAGUACCGGUGA
Molecule: messenger RNA, 3429 nt
Organism: Enterobius vermicularis (human pinworm)
Lineage: Eukaryota; Metazoa; Nematoda; Chromadorea; Rhabditida; Oxyuridae
Source: the annotation of a GenBank genome assembly